Messenger RNA from Labrus mixtus (cuckoo wrasse), 2938 nucleotides. RefSeq lists its product as uncharacterized. The coding region runs from base 308 to 2299 and encodes 663 amino acids. The transcript is spliced from 13 exons. The record is from RefSeq and is a predicted model, not a curated record. Lineage: Eukaryota; Metazoa; Chordata; Actinopteri; Labriformes; Labridae.
CAGGGGCUUCACAUCCGUGUUGGGCAAUGAUUUUUAUGUUUAUUACACUGUGAAGACUCUUACAUUUUGUCCUUUAAGGGUUUUCUUGUUGAUAUUUGACGUACGAUCAGGCCGAGUCACAGCUGCCCUGUUUUCCAGAGUUCAAGAGAGAAUAACAAGAUGAGGGGAAAAAAAAGACUGAAGUUGCUCAGAGGAAGUAAAAAAAGAGAAGUUAAAGCUAUAACUCUCUAUUUAGAGUGUUUGAGAGUAAAGGGUGUGAGAACGAGAGAGAGCACGAAGCGAGAUCCGUCACUUCAGAAGGAUUAAAAUGUCUUUAUCUGUGAUACUGAUGCUUCUGUUUACAGCUGUAACUGGAGAUGAUACCGCCUCCCUCACAGUCAGACUUGGACAUGAUGUCACUUUGCCAUGUGGAAAUGUGAUUAAAGAUCAGCAGAAAUGUGACAGUACUUCUUGGCUUUUCAGUCGUGCUAGUGGGAGCACAGCAGUAGAGCUGGUUACACUCGGGAAUAUAAAUAAAAAUGAGAAAGCUAAAGCUAAGAGGCUAAAUGUUGCAGAGGAUUGUUCUCUGGUUAUUAAAAGUGUCACACGUGAAGAUGUUGGUCGUUACACCUGCAGACAGAUCAGAUCAGGAGAACAAGUUUCAGAAGCUCGUGUGUUGCUGAAUGUUAUUAACAAUACCUCGGACGAUGCCUUCAGGUUUUACUGCUCUGUGUUCAGAUAUGGAGACUGUGCCCACACAGUGCAGUGGUAUUAUAAGGGUGAUGAGACAGAUAUAUCACAACACCAACAGUUAAUCUGUACAGCUACUGUGUCAUUUAAAAGUCUUCAUGUUGUUCAGAAGUCAAACUUUAAUGAGUUGCUGUAUUGUAAAGUAACAGACAAUAAGAGUGGACAAACACUGCUGUGUAAUGCCUUCUCCAAGUCCUCCUGUGAGAAAACAGACACAAAAGGAAGCACAUCAACAGAAGGAGAUGAAAUGAAAGAGGAUGACAAACCAGAUUGGUUGCCAUAUGUGAUUGUGGCCGCUGGUUUAGCAGCCUUCUUAAUCAUCUUAAUAGUUGUUGUGGCAUUCAUGAGACGGAAGAGAACUAAAGGGAACAAAACACAGACGGACAAAAACAUUGCGGAGCAUGAAGAUGUUGUUGCCUACGCCUCCAUCAGCUACACCAAGAAGGGCAACAGUAGAGCUCAGAAGAGUCGUAAAAGAAGUGAAUGUUUCACCCAGAGAGUCACUUGGUCUGAACAGUCAGACGGACGGAGAGGAGAACACGAGACGAUGGAUCAAGUUCUUCUAAGCAUCAUCGCUGUAUCAGGACUGUGUGCCCUUUAUACACAUGCUGGACGUCAGUAUCAUUUUGUGUAUGAGGCAAAGAACAUGACUGAAGCUCUGAGCUACUGCAGAGACAGAUACACCGACCUGGCCUCCAUCGACAACAUGGAGGACGUGGAGCUGCUGAACACAGAGGCAGAUUCAAGCAGAAUGGUCUACUCAGAAUACAGCCAUCGGGCGUGGAUAGGUUUGUACGACGACGUGGAGAGCUGGAGGUGGUCACUGUCGGACAGAAGUUUCUACAAACCUGGAGAGAGUACGUUCAGACACUGGUCAUCUGGAGAACCCAACAAUGUGCACAGUGCAGAGCACUGCGGACAGAUGUAUGGUGAUGGACUCUGGCACGAUGAACCAUGUGGGAGACUUUACAAGCCAGUCUGCAGUGAUGUCACAGGGUCGAAUGUGACCUUUGUCCUCAUCUCCACCUCCAUGUCAUGGACUGAUGCCCAGAUCUACUGCAGAGAACACCACAAAGACCUGGCCAGUGUGAGAAACCUGGACGAGAACCAGAAGAUAAAGGAGCUGAUCUCAGGACUUACGGUUUGGAUCGGCCUCUCCAGAGAGACCUGGAAGUGGACGGAUGGACGUAAUUCUUCGUUUAGGUACUGGAAAAAGAAUGAACCCAAUAACAACUAUGAAACAGAGACAUGUGUGGCCGCUUAUUUCAAAGACUCUGGCAGAUGGGAGGACUGGCCCUGUCACUACAAGAGAGCAUCCAUCUGCUACAGAGACGCUUCAGUUUCACAACGAGUGGUCAAAGUGAGGCUGGUGAAGAGAAGCUCCUCUCUGGAUCUGAAUGAUGCUGCAGUGAUGGACGCCAUGUUGAAGCAGCUCAAACAGAAGCUGAAGGAUCAGGGGCUGAAAGAAGAGGACGUCAAACUGAGCUGGAGGAAGCAGGCGGACGGGAAGGUGUUCCACAAAGAGGAGAAGAAGACGAGGAUGAUUACAAAACCAAAAGACGAGCUGUAGACUAGUGGAAGAUGUUUGUCAUUGGUCAAUGGAUCGUUCCCAUGUUUAUCAUACGGUACAAAAGAGUUCUUGUAUUUCAUUGGUACAGAGGCUGAAACCUGAAGCACGUCUGUUUCCUCUUAUAAUCCUCACUUUACUGAUUCAAAGAUUCAAAGAUUCCAAAAACUUUAUUGUCUAUCACAUUGUGACAGAAAAUGACCUUUUGUUGAGGCUCAACAUGAAAACAUAGAAACAUUCACACUAACACUCACAUGAGGUCAUAAAUAGCUAAAAGUACCUUAAACAGGUAAAAACACAUGCACAGCAUUUUAAAAACAUUGCUUAUCUAGCCUUGUUUAAAAUGUGUAUUGCAGUGGGAAUAAAAGAGUUUCUGUAAGUUUUCUUUUCGCCAGUGGUACUUUAAAACGACUUCCUGUUUGGUCUCGUUCAGUCUCUUAACUGUAACGAGGUGAUCAUGUUUCUGUAUUUGUAAAGUAUAACUCUUUCUCUUUAAGUCUAAUCAUUCUGUUCAAAUCCUAAAAGCCGAGCAGGGACUGCAACAUCGCCACGGCUACAAACCUGCAUGUUAUCAUUUGACAGAUGAAGCCAUGUUCAUUGCAUGUGUCUGUGUUAAAUAAAGGAAUACAAUAAAUAACUGUA